Polypterus senegalus (gray bichir) is the source of this 3238-nucleotide messenger RNA. RefSeq names its product consortin, connexin sorting protein a (gene cnsta). The coding region runs from base 392 to 2458 and encodes 688 amino acids. Gene Ontology annotation, molecular function: connexin binding. Gene Ontology annotation, cellular component: trans-Golgi network; transport vesicle; plasma membrane. Gene Ontology annotation, biological process: positive regulation of Golgi to plasma membrane protein transport. Lineage: Eukaryota; Metazoa; Chordata; Cladistia; Polypteriformes; Polypteridae. The record is from RefSeq and is a predicted model, not a curated record. The transcript has 13 exons.
GGCGCUCUAUCGAGAUGGCUGGGUAGGAACAGCAGUGCAGAGGAGCAGCAGGAAGGAGCAAAGAGAGGGAAUUCGGGAUGCACCGCAAGUGAUCUGUGACCGUCUGCCGGUUCGCAUUACAAGGUGGCAGUGCUGCGUACAAUAUAAAGAUAAUGAAGUCACAGUCUGCAUUGUGCAACAUAUAGCAGCAACAUGUGUAACUGGAAUGGAGAGAAGAUUCAUAAAGAGAAAAUAACAGAAUCUGGAAAGCUUUUGAAGGCAUGCCCCUCUAGAAAGAAACUGAAAUGCUAAUGCAACUGCAGAAAGGCAUCUUAGAAGGUUGAAGAAGUAAAUAAAUUUGAAAUGGCUUCAAAACUAAAGAGAUUUUAAUGAUACAAAGCUUGCAGCUCCCAUGGAUGAAGAAGAAACACAAGAGAAUAAAUCAAUGAAGCAACUAAAUAAGGCUCUAGACUCAGACAACAAUUUAGAGUCCGGGUCCAGCCACAAAACUUCACAAACAUCUGAUGUAAAUAAGAAUCAGAUUCAGAGCCUUGUUAAAUUAUCCCAACUGGCCCAACAGGACAGUGACAAUAAUAAUGAAGACAGUACUGCUAGUGAAACGGGGACUUUGAUGCAGUGCUUGAAAAAUGAGAACAACUGUAGCGUUUCGUCAAGUGCAAACCCAGAGCUACUGAAGGAAAAUGGAUCUCCUUCAAAAAGCAAAAAAGGCUCCAAGAUGCAUUUGGACACUGCCAAUGAGGAAUACAAUACCACCUCUAUGGACUUUAUAGUUAAUGGAUCUCCAGUGUCUUUUAUACCAGAGGAUUUGGAAAUGCCAGAAAAAUUGAAAAUUGAGACAGCAAAAAAUAGUCGACCUGUGGAUGAUAUGAUCUCAAUUACCAAGAAACCGGUUGACAAAGAAUACAGUAUGCUUCCGCAUUAUCUUCAUCAGAUUGCAGAGGCUUACUUUCAUGAAGAAGAUUAUGAGAAAGCAGUCCAAUUUAUCCAGCUGGAAAAAUUGUAUCACGAGCAGCUUCUGUCCAAUUUAACAGCUAUUCAAACGCAGUGGGAAUUAAAAUGGAGCACUGCUGCUACCCAGGAGAUGAAGCCUCACAGGAAAAGCCCUUGGACCUUGGGAGCUGAAGACCUGGCAACUCUGACAAACUUAUGCACAAAUCAUCAAAGGCCUGUUGUUGCAGCUGAAAAGCCCAGCAAUCCAGAAAAGGUGUUGGAAAUCAGCCUUAUUGCUUUGAAACAAACAGAAUGCCAGCUAUGCUCUAAAGGCAGCAUAUGCAUUUCAGAUACGUUGUCUGAUGCAGCAACAGAGGAGAAACAGAGCUCACUUAAUUUACCGGUGAUGUCUGAAGAGACAUCUAUUCUAAAAGAAGGUUUUACAGGCCUGGUAUUAGAAGAUCAAGUAGAAGGCCAAACGAAUGAGCUGAACAGCCAGCAGAGGGAAGCCUUGCCUCUCAGUGGCUCCUUGCUAGCUCCCCACACCCAUGAAGACCUAAGGCCUCAUAGACAGCCUCUUCCUGCUUCUCUGCUGCCUGUAAGCACAAGCUGCUGUUCACAGCCUGAAACAGAGAGAGAGAAGCUCCUUGAAGAUGUACUGACAGCAGCAGAAUCCAGUAAAAAACAGAGCAUAAAUGGGGAGCAGCGGCUAGAAGGAGCACAACUGCCUGAGCAGGCAAAUAUUUCCCCAGGGCAUUUGAGCUCAGACUUGCAAACAGGUGGAGAAGAGUAUGAUCCCAGCACCAGUAGGACUCAAGCUGGUCAGGAAUACAGUAACACAAGUGAGAAAAGGGCUGUUUUAGAGGUGAAGGAUAUAACUCAAACUUCUUUGACGAAUGAUUUGGAAAAUACAGCUGCAAGGGAUGAAAUUCAGCCCAAUCCAGAGCACAUGAGUAGAGAGCCCAAAAAGCUGGAGGUACUAUUAGAACAGGACUGGAAAAGUGAAAAUGAACUUGCAGAUGGGGAUCAUUGCCCACAGGAAGGUUUCAGAGAGUUGGAAGAGAAUGGAUCUUUUGAAGAGGACAAAGAACAAUCUUCUUUUGUCUUUACAGAGAUGAUGGAUUUGAGUGAUAGCUUAACCUCCCUGGAUGACCUUGCUAAGAAAAUACAGAUUGAAGAGAUAACACCAGCGGAGGGACUUGUGUCCAUUCUAAAGAGACGGGGUUCUCUUGAUGGGACAGAAGUCCUUCCCGUGACGGUUAAACGAGAGACGAAGAGAAGGGUGAGGUUCCAGGAGCCAGAAGACGCUCUUGACCAAGAUGAAGAGGGCGGUGGUUCCUGCCUUCUUUUAGUCCUGUUGUGCAUUGCAACAGUUUUCAUCAGUGUUGGAGGGACUGCGUUAUACUGCACCUUUGGGGAUGUCGAUUCAAAUGUAUGCACAGAUUUUGCAAAGAACAUGGACUUUUAUUUCACUCAGAUUCAACAAGGCAUAGAGGAGCUGAGACACUGGCUGUCCCCAGGCUCUUAGCUGCUUGGAGUAGUGAACUGCAUUCCUUGUACCUUCUCCUUCAGUAUCCCUCCCUGUGAAAUCAUACCAUGAUGAUGGCAUAAGGAACAUUAUCAGGCAUUAAUUGCAUCAGUACAGUUUAUCCCUCGGGUGGCUGCUGUCAUAAGCUAACCAUUUGCUAUAAAUUGGCCCAAUCACACACUGAACAGUGUCGUUGUAUGUCAAAUAACAGCACAAGGGUGACAGAGGAAACUGAAAUGGAUUUCUAAACAGACCAAAUGUAAUGGCCAUAUGGUAUCUUGUUUCUUCUGCUUCCUUAUAAAUCUUGUUUUAAAACAAGCUGAGACAGAGCACUCGACAGACACAGUUACAAUAUCAUUCAGAGACAUUAGUCUAAUCAAAACAUACUGCCACAGAUAUUGGAAUAUUGUUUAAUUUUUUUUUUGUUUUAAAAUCUUAAUCGUGUAAUAAUAUUGCACAGAUAAGAUGUAUAAAAUAUCAGGUUUGUAUUUUAAUAUUGUCUUCUCUUCAGGCAAAAUGGUAGCAUUUUAAAGGUUUUAUUGUCAUUUUUAAACAGUUAUUCAAACUUAAAGUGAAAAGCCCUGUUUGUUCUGAAGGUUAAUUGGGGACAUUACCUACCUAUCUAUCUAUCUAUCUAUCUAUCUAUCUAUCUAUCUAUCUAUCUAUCUAUCUAUCUAUCUAUCUAUCUAUCUAUCUUUGUCUGUCUGACUGUCUAUCUAUCUAUCUGUCUGUCUGUCUAAUAACAAUACUUGUCACAGCAAAGUUUAAUAAGAACAUCUG